AUGAGGAGCAUAGCUCUGGUUUUCGUUGUUACUGUUCUGAUCCAUGCGAUCUUCUCUUUGGAGAUUUACACAAAUAGCUGGGCUGUGCACAUACCCGAUGGCUCUGUAGAGGCAGAACGUAUUGCACAGAAAUUCGGUUUCAUCAACCUUGGGCAGGUGGUGCUUGGCAGUGAUUUCUACCAUCUAUCUCAUCGUGGCAUUCAAAGGAAAUCCUUCAGCCCUCACUGGGGUAGAAAUAUUCAGCUGAAAAAAGAACCCAAGGUUAGCUGGUUUAAGCAGCAGACGCUGAAGAGAAGGGAGAAAAGACAGCCUGAUAUGGUUCCCACAGACCCCCUCUUCAGCUUGCAGUGGUACCUGGGUAAAAAUCUUGACUUAGGCAUCCAGACUGCUUGGAACCGUGGAUAUACCGGACGAGGCGUGGUGGUGACCGUUCUGGAUGAUGGGCUUGAAAAGGACCACCCCGAUCUCGCAUUAAACUAUGAUCCGGAAGCGAGUUAUGAUUUUAAUGACGACGAUCCUGACCCUCAGCCCCGAUAUAACUCAUCUAAUGAGAAGAACCACGGGACCCGCUGUGCAGGCGAGGUGGCUGCGGUUGCCAAUAAUGAUAUCUGCGGCGCUGGAGUAGCAUACAACGCUAGAAUAGGAGGUGUGCGAAUGCUGGAUGGGAUAGUCACAGACAUUGUUCAAGCUCAGUCGUUGAGUUUGAACCCACAGCAUAUUGACAUUUAUAGCGCCAGCUGGGGUCCCCCUGAUGAUGGAAUGUUUCUGGAUGGACCAGAUGAGUUAUCUUCUGAGGCCUUUUACAAUGGAAUACUAAAUGGCCGCGGUGGCCUUGGAUCUAUCUUUGUUUGGGCAUCUGGAAACGGUGGCAGGGAUGACAACUGCAACAGUGACGGCUUCUCCAACAGUAUCUACACUGUUGCUGUUGGGGGUGUCUCAAAACAUGGAACAGUCCCUGUGUACAGUGAGGCGUGUGCAUGCAAACUUACAAGCACUUACAGCAGCAGUGGUGGUGAGGAAGAGACUUUUAUCACCACUGAUAUACGCCACACGUGUACAGAUCAACACACCGGGACUUCAGCCGCCACUCCACUUGUUGCCGGGAUCCUUGCUUUGGCAUUGGAGGCAAAGAGCACCCCCAAAAGAGUGCAUUCAGAUCUGAUUUUGACUUACAAUGUCACUGCCUGUUCUGGGUCCCCCAAUCACAUAACAUCCCUUGAGCAUGUCCAAGCCCAAAUGUCCCUCAGCUACAGUCGCAGAGGUGACCUGGAAAUCUAUCUUACCAGUCCUAUGGGCACCCGUUCUGUGCUGAUGGGCAAGAGACCACAUGAUACCAGCACUGAUGGGUACAGAGAUUGGUCCUUCAUGACCACACAAUCUUGGGAUGAAAAUCCAUUGGGCCUUUGGACCUUAGAAUUUAGGAACAGAGGAAGCUACACCAACCACGGAUUUCUACGUCAUGUCACGUUGAUUUUGUACGGGACAGAUGAACACAUGAUGUCCAGGAAAAUCAAGAAGUCUGUCAUGAGAAAGUGUCUGAGGCGGGAUAGAAAUGGGUCGUGCAUAGAAUGUUUGGCACCAUAUUAUACCUUUGGAAAGCUCUGUCUAUCUUACUGCCCUGCCAAAUACUUUAAGUCUACGCAGAGAGCGGAGGUGUCAGAGCCCAGCAGCUUUCACCUUGUUCGUUCUUGUGCCGCUUGCCACCCAUCCUGCUUUACGUGUAAAGGGUCGUCUGCCAAUAAUUGCACUUCCUGUUCCCCUUUAUACGAAUAUAAUGGAAAAGACAACUCAUGCGUAAGAUCUGACUCCCCAAGUGUAGACUUACAGAACGCCUCAUUCAUCCGGAUCCCUCAAACGACAUUAGUGGCAGUGAUAAUGAGUGCGGCCAUUGUAAUGGUUAUGGGACCGCUAAUGGUUUUCAUUCACUGGUAUCUACGAAAAAGAUCACGAGUAGACCCCAGUCCCGUCUGAUGGGCAACCACCGUGCUCUAAAUCAGAUCUGGAAUCUGCGCAGGGACCCAACCUGACGCGGAUAGCA
This is a messenger RNA of Spea bombifrons (plains spadefoot toad), 2038 nucleotides long. RefSeq names its product proprotein convertase subtilisin/kexin type 4-like. The record is from RefSeq and is a predicted model, not a curated record. The transcript is spliced from 2 exons. Gene Ontology annotation, cellular component: Golgi membrane; trans-Golgi network. Gene Ontology annotation, biological process: peptide hormone processing. NCBI's taxonomy places the organism in Eukaryota, Metazoa, Chordata, Amphibia, Anura, Pelobatidae. Gene Ontology annotation, molecular function: serine-type endopeptidase activity. The coding region runs from base 1 to 1971 and encodes 656 amino acids.